This is a messenger RNA of Ornithorhynchus anatinus (platypus), 11853 nucleotides long. It is a transcript of the gene PEAK1, whose product is annotated as pseudopodium enriched atypical kinase 1. The record is from RefSeq and is a predicted model, not a curated record. Gene Ontology annotation, cellular component: focal adhesion; actin cytoskeleton. Lineage: Eukaryota; Metazoa; Chordata; Mammalia; Monotremata; Ornithorhynchidae. Bases 446 to 5839 code for a protein of 1797 amino acids. The transcript is spliced from 7 exons. Gene Ontology annotation, biological process: protein phosphorylation. Gene Ontology annotation, molecular function: ATP binding; protein kinase activity.
CACAGAAGACAAACGACAGAGCCGGGAUUGGAACCCAGGUCUUUCGACUCCCGGGUCUGUGCUUUAUCCACUAAGCUUCACGGCUUCCCUUUCCCAAGUAACUGUGAGUCAGGCAGUCCUGGACAUGACGGAGAUGGGAGCAUCUUCCUGACCGGAGACCUUGGCUUUAAGAAACAUUGCUGACCUGAUCCUACUUCACAAAGAAAAAGACAGAGAAGAAAGGAAAUUCAUCUUGGAUAAAUUCAAAUCACUGCAAAUAUUUUCAAGACUUUAGAGCCGGCUGCUAAAGCCAGUUUUGGAACUGGAAAUGUGUCAAGUGCUUCACACCUAAAUGAUUAAUAUUUAGAAGAGCUGCUAUAAUGCAUGAGGACAGAGAAAACUAAUGAAUGAAGAAUUGUGCCAUGCACUGAAAAGUUGGAACCUCAGCUGUGAAGCUUGGUGAAAAAUGUCUGCUUGUAACACCUUCACUGAACACGUUUGGAAACCUGGUGAAUGCAAAAAUUGCUUCAAACCAAAAAGUCUGCACCAACUGCCACCAUCUUCUGAGAAAACCUCCGUCACCCACAGCAACGUGAAAACCAAUGCCAACCACAGUAACAACCACCGGGUUAGGAAUACGGGAAAUUUCCGGCCCCCAGUAGCAAAGAAGCCCACCAUAGCUGUGAAACCUACCAUGAUGGUGAUAGAUGGGCAGAAUAUAUGCGGUGAAAUUAGCACCCCAGAACACUGUGAGAACAAGCCAGUAAUUUUAGGGUGGAACCGAAACAGGACUGCCAUGACUAAAAAACCACUUAACAAUAAUAAUGAAGAUGACGUUGAAGGAUUUAGCCACGUCCAUGGGCCUCCUGGCAACAAUGAAGGUGUAAGUAAAGUAGCAAAUAACAAUAAUGGACUGACUGAAGUGUUAAAGGAGAUUGCCGGUUUGGAUACCACCCCUCAGUUAAUGGGAGAUGAAAUCAACUCAAGAGAAACAUUCUUGGGAAGGAUCAACAAUUGCUAUAAACGAUCACUGGAAAGGAAGCUUCCCCCCAGCUGCAUGAUGGGUGGGAUGAAGGACAGUCAGAGUAAGCACGUCAUUCUGAGCGGCAGCACAGAAGUGAUCAGCAACGAAGGGGGUCGGUUCUGUUACCCGGAGUUUUCCAGUGGGGACGAGAGUGAGGACGAUGCGUUUUUUAGCGGCAUGCAAGAGGAGCAUGAAAGCUGGGACGAAAGCGAUGAAGAAUUGCUUGCCAUGGAGAUCCGCAUGCGAGGGCAGCCUCGCUUUGCCAACUUCAGGGCGAACACCUUGUCUCCCGUGCAGUUCUCUGUGGGCAAGAAAUGGAACACGGUGCCUCUCCGAAACAAGUCACUCCAAAGGAUCUGCGCGGUAGACUAUGACGAUAGCUACGAUGAGAUUUUGAACGGUUACGGAGCAGGCUCUGUGAUUCCUUAUGGGCAGGAAAGCCUGCAGAGCAUGGUGUCAUCUGAUUCCACGUCUCCCGACUCUUCACUGACAGAAGAGUCUCGCUCUGGGACUGCCAGUAGCUCAUCGCAGAAAAUGUGUAAUGGGGGGUUGUCACCCGGCACCCCGAAAGAGAUGAAGGGCAUCAAGACUAUGGAGCCGGGUUAUGAAAGUCUCUCUGAGAGUCAGCAGGUGAAGGACACUCCAAAAAGCCCUACCAAACUCCCAGAGACCCAUAAGGCAGUCCUUGCUCUCAGACUGGAGGAAAAAGACGGCAAGAUCGCCCUACAGACCGAGAAGCAGGAAAGCAAGAGCUCCAUAGAUGUCGCCGGGCAAGCAGUGACGAUAAAUCUAGUACCCACAGAGGAGCAAGCAAAGCCUUACAGAGUAGUGAAUCUGGAGCAGCCGAUAUGCAAGCCAUACACCGUAGUGGAUGUCUCGGCGGCCAUGACCCAGGAGCAUAUGGAAAGGCAGACGGAAAGUCCCAAAGUGAAAAGCCCAUCCUCUUCCCCAAAUUCCCCCCUCACGUCUCCCGCUUCAACAGCGGGGCAAGCAAACGCCCAUUUAAAGAAAUCUAGUGCGAUCCGAUACCAGGAAGUCUGGACUUCCAGUACCAGCCCGCGACAAAAGAUACCUAAAGUUGAAUUAAUUAGUGGCGGUUCAGGACCAGUGGUUCCUCCACGGAAGAGCUGCCAUAAAUCAGCCCCUACUUCACCCACAGCCACGAAUAUUUCUUCCAAGACUAUCCCAGUUAAAUCGCCCAAUUUGUCCGAGAUAAAAUUCAAUAGUUACAAUAACGCCGGCAUGCCUCCUUUUCCCAUCAUCAUUCACGAUGAACCGACUUACGCUCGGAGCUCUAAGAACGCAAUCAAAGUUCCCAUUGUAAUCAAUCCAAAUGCAUAUGACAAUCUAGCCAUCUAUAAAAGUUUUCUGGGAACCAGCGGAGAGUUAUCCAACAAAGAUAAAACCACGAGUGUAAUAAGCCACACUUACGAAGAAAUAGAAACAGAGAGCAAGGCGUCCGAGUGCGUGGGUAGUAAACCCCCUGAAUUGCCCUCAACUAAAGGGCUCUCGAAUAGCCCAGAGCGCAAGUUAGGGUCUGUGGCUCAGAAGGUUCAAGAGUUUAACAAUUGCCUCAGCAGAGGUCAGGCUUCACCACAGAGAAGUCACGGUUCGAGCCAUGGCUCCCCUGCAAAAAUCCAGAAAACCACUCAAGAGUCUUUCACCAAAAUAGAAUCCUCUCAGGAGUCUCAGACAUCUGGCGGCAACAACAGGGAGAAAGCAAGCACAGUACUUUCUCAGAUCGUGGCUUCCAUCCAACCCCCACAGUCUCCUCCCGAAACCCCUCCGUCUGGCCCCAAAGCUGGCAAUGUGGACGAGUUAUAUGCUCUUCCUCCAGAUGCAGACACCACUGAAAACACACCAGUACGGCCCAGUGCUCUCUUUACGUCGCAGCCCAGCAGCGAGACUGAAGUGCUCCAGCCUGCCGAGAGCCCUACCCCUAAAACCCAGAAAGAUCCACUUUCUAAGCCAGUGGGCGCUAACCCCUCCAAGCCAGUUACCAGCCCUUACGCGGCCAGCCCCAAAACAGAACAGGCACCUCCUUUUCCUCCGCCACGUUCCACCUCUUCUCCUUACCACGCGAGCAACCUUUUGCAGAGGCACUUCAGCAACUGGACCAAGCCAACCAGCCCCACCAGGUCAACGGAGGCCGAAUCGAUUCUUCACCCCGAGGGCAGACGGGCAGCCGACGCCAAGCCCAAGCGCUGGAUAUCAUUUAAGAGCUUCUUCCGCCGCAGGAAAACUGAUGAGGAGGAAGACAAAGACAAAGAGAGAGAGAAAGGGAAGUUGGUUGGCCUGGAUGGGACGGUCAUCCACAUGCUUCCCCCACCUCCUGUCCAACGCCAUCAUUGGUUCACGGAAUCAAAGACCGAGGCGAAUGAGAAGCCGUCCAUCAUUUUCAUGUACAGAUGUGAACCUGAACAGAUGGAACCAAACGCUGACCAAAACAAGACCGGGGUGGAGCAACCAGCCAUUAUAAGUAGAGGAGAUUUAGAAGAAAAACUCCCGCAAGACACUGGCACUGAAAAGAAGAAAAGAAGCCAUUCUUCUCCUCCUCAGAUUCCCAAGAAAAUUCUCAGCUCAGCAGAAGUCAAUGGGAUCAAUGGCUCACCAGAGUUUCAAAACAUGAUUAACAGACUCAAGAAGGUCCUGAGAGAAUUUCCUUUAAUGGGGAAUUGUGUGAGUGAGUACAGUGGUCAAGGGUCAGAUGAGGCAUCAGUGGAGAAGGUUUCUCCUCGCAUCCCUUCUCCUCGCAUCCCUUCUCCUCGCGUCUCAAGAGCUGCCCUACUGAAGCAAGAAAGCAAUGGCGAUGCCUCGGUCCUGCCAGUCCCGCCUCCGCAGACCCCAGAGCGGGAGGAAGAAAAGGAGGAAACUUCCGAUCCUUCUGAUGCGAGCUCAUGUAGCGCAACGUAUAGCAACCUAGGGCAAUCCAGAGCCGCCAUGAUACCCCCCAAGCAUCCCCGGCAACCCAAGGGAGCUUUAGAUGAUGCCAUCGUUUUUGGAGGAACGGCAGAACGGGAAGCAAGUAAAGAUCGCCAGCCCACACCACCGCCGUUGCCGAAGAAAACCAUCAUGAGAGCCAACACCGAACCGAUUCCCAAAGAUCUCCAGAGGUCCCUGGAGAAUGCCUUGUACGUCGUGGCCAACCCCACCUACGAUAUUGACCCAAACUGGGAUGACAGCAGUGUCGGCUCUUCAGUCAGCUCGGAACUCAAGGGAUUGGACCACGAGUCCGGCGAUUCCUUGGACAGACAGCCGCGGAAAACGAGACCCUCCGCCUCAGCCGCCAACAGCGUUUGCAGCUUAACCACUAUCAGUAUUAAGGAUCGGUUCUCCAACAGCACGGAGUCCCUGACAGGGAGACGCGACCCCCAGGGCCAGCGGGGCAAAAGUAUCCAGAAGCCACAGAGGCAAGCACUUUACCGAGGAAUCGAGAACCGGGAGGAAAUGAUGGGACAGAUCCGAAGCCUCCACACAGAUUCGCUGAAGAAACUGGCAGUCAAAUGUGAAGAUCUUUUCAUGGCCGGACAAAAGGAUCAACUUCGGUUUGGAGUGGACAGCUGGUCAGACUUCAGGCUGUCCAGUGACAGGCCGUGCUGUGAGGCUGGCGAUGCCGUUUACUACCCAGCUUCGUAUGCAAAAGAUCCGCUCAACAACUACGCAGUUAAGAUCUGCAAGAGUAAAGAGAAAGAAUCCCAGCAGUAUUAUCACAGCUUAGCCGUCCGUCAGAGUCUGGCGGUGAAUUUUAACAUCCAGCAGGACUGUGGCCAUUUCCUGGCCGAAGUCCCCACUCGUCUUCUUCCCUGGGCAGACCUCGACGCCUCCGGGAAGGCGGGGGAGGACGAGGAAGAGGAGGACGACGCGGAGGCGGGGGAAGCCGAGCCGAAGAGCAGGGACGCGCCGGCGGAGGCAGCCGGCUCCAGCGGCCAAGGAGCCGCCAGCAAGCAGCGCAGUCACGUGGUGGUCAUCACCCGGGAGGUCCCAGACCACACGGUAGCCGACUUCGUCCGCGAGGGGGCCGCCCAGCACGGGAAGGACGCGGAGAUGUACGAAAGGCAAGUGUGCCUGCUCCUUUUACAGCUCUGCUCGGGCCUGGAGCACCUGAAGCCCUACCACGUGACCCACUGCGACCUGCGGCUGGAAAACCUGCUGCUCGUCCGCCCCGGACCCGGGAGAGGCCCCCAGAGCGGAGAGCCCGGGGAGCCCGGCCUCCCCGCCGCCUCCCUGGGGCCGCCGAUCAACCGGCUGAUCGUGAGCAACUUCUCGCAGGCCAAGCAGAAGAGCCACGUGGUCGAUCCCGAGGUCCUCCGGGACCAGUCCCGCCUGGCCCCGGAGAUCAUCACGGCCACGCAGUAUAAAAAGUGCGACGAGUUCCAGACGGGCAUCCUCAUUUACGAAAUGCUGCACCUCCCCAACCCUUUCGAUGAGAAUCCGGAGCUGAAGGAGAAAGAGUACACCCGGGCCGACCUCCCCCGGAUCCCCCGCCGCUCCCCCUACUCCCCGGGCCUGGAGCAGCUCGCCGGCUGCCUCCUGAACCCCAACCCUUCGGAGCGGAUCCUCAUUUCCGACGCCAAGGGGAUCCUGCAGUGUCUCCUCUGGGGUCCUCGGGAGGAUGUGUUCCAGAAACUCUCCACCUCCUCCGGCGCCGGGCAGAGAAGUGCCGUCCUCCAAAACUGGCUGGACAUCAGGCGGACCCUGCUGACGAUCAGGUUUGCCGAGAAGUCCUUGGACAGGGAGUGUGGCAUCAACCUCGAAGACUGGCUCUGUGCCCAGUAUCUGGCCUUCGCCACGACGGAAUCCCUCAGCUGCGUGGUGAAGAUCCUCCAGCCCCGUUAAAGCCGCUGCCCCGAAGCGCCCCAUUCUGCCCACUGGCGCGAGAGCCGAAAAGAGACGAGUUCUCGCGGCUACCGUCCCCGAGCAAGCGGGAAGCCAUUUGGUUGUCUCCAACUUGAAAGAUAAUGGAGUCCUAUUCAGCCUCAGAAUUCCAGCUGUUGAAAUGAAAUUGCAGGAGCAAACAGGUGCCUCCAGCUGAAUACCUUCCACUCUAAUAUUUCUAUGAAUAUAUAUAUAAAUAUACAUAUAUAUAUAUAUAUAUAUACACAUACGUGUGUGUGUGUAUAUGAAAAACAACCUAAGCGAAUAACUCUGUUUAGAAGAGUACAGUGAGCUGCAUUUAAAUAUCCCACUCACGCUGGAUGUACCUUCCACUUCAGCAUCAGAGGUUUACUGUAUAUAGCAGCAAAACAAUGUUAACUAAUGAUGGUAACCAGGAGACAAUUAAAAUGUUCAUUUUUCUUUCUUUCUCUGAAAUAUGUAUAUCUGAUUAGUAGUUCUGUAGAACUAUUAGCGUCAUCAUAAUGGUGUGACCAGAGGCUGCAUCGAUGUAUUGCAGACGUUGGAGAGAAAAAUGAAAGGUCCCAUUCGAAACUAGCCUUCGAUCCGGUGGUUGAAAGGACCGGAACCCCAUCUCAUCCAGCUCCCCCACCACUCCCCUCUUCCCACCGCAACCAGACACGAUCCUUGCCGUUUGAGAUUCCGGUCAUCGGCCCCUCGUGGCCUCUUAAGGAGCGUUGUCAGAUCGGGGUCCCUGACGUCUCGGUGGGGUAAGGGCAUUGUUCUGCUCUGACCUCCUCGUUGCCGGCGGGGUCCGGUGGAGAUGGCCAUCCUGUGUGUGCAGUUCUCCGGGGGCCGAGGGCGGGGGGGAACGGCUGUUUUAAACGACAGCUCCCUGAGGGCCGCCGGAGCUAUCGUGUUCAGCAGCCACAGCGAGCAGGGCCCCGAUCGUGGUUCUCCUUCCCCUUUAGCAAUAAUCAGAUCUCUCCUUUUCUCGGUAGCCAGUGUUAACGAGCGCACCGACUGCUCCAGACGGGGCUCUUGCAGGGGACUGGCGUUCAGCCGAGCUCUGAGAGCCGUUCGCAGGGAGAAGAACUGCUUGGCUGGCUCUCGAGGUGAAGGCAAGAGGGGAAAGACUCUUCUUGCUGCAGCUGCUGUCCUCCUCCCCUGGAUCAAUCACCUGGCCUGUAUAGUAGACGCCUCUUCCUCGGACAAGUUGCCCGACCGCUCGGCAUUACCGGCCUCCACUUCUCCGGUAACUAGUCGCGAAGGCCAAGUUCGGAAGGGAAUUUGAUUUGUUAAGAGGAUGGCAGAGAGCCUAUGGCCUCGUUUAGAGCCCGUGCUUUACUCCUAUGGAUCUAUGUGCAAUUCUUCUAUGUAUUUUUUUAAAGCUGUAUAUUACAGUGUUUACGUUGCAACUUCACCUGAAGCAAGACCUGUAGAAAACCUCGCCCUCUCCCGCCCCCUUUACCCUCGCCGCCCCCUUUUCCCGGCACCUAAACACGCUGAGAUCAGUGCUUUUUACUUGUAUCGCUAUGUGUCCGUCUGUCUUUGCUCCAAACUGUGAGGAAUCGGUUUACUUCAGCCUUGAAAACAAAAUAGCCACUUUGUGUGCGGAUGCUGGGACCAGCGGCCGGGACCUCAGACAGAAGAAGAGUCCAGAGGGCAGGAGGUCGGCAAGAGACAUUCUGCCCUCCCGGACAGAAAGGACCCUAAAGUCCCCACAGCAUUUCCUGUGGGGGGGUCCCCCCACCCAGCCGAGCUCCGCGAAAUGUGGAAAUCGGGAUGGACUGUGGCAGUAUUACAGAGCACAUCUGUGGCCUUUAAAAAAAUGUUUCUAAACUUUUGUGAUUUUUUUAACAGCCUUUCGUUUGAUUCAUCUGUAUCAGAGAGGGAAUCAGGAAAGGAGAAGGAGAAUGUAUUUUAUUGUGAUAAUUAUCUUUUGUAAAGAAAGAAAAAAAGUAAAAAUAGAGAAGCAGAAAGGGGGUCGGCAUUUGGGAGCCUUGUUGGUGACCUCCGUCAGCAUGGCUGGGGGCGGGGCGGGGGCGGCUCCUGGCCGAGGACGGGGGAGGCUCCUGGCCGAGGGUGCUUUUUAAGAACCAGUUCAGAUUGGCUGUGCUGGGAAGCUUGUACAGAAACAUUGCACUAGUAGUGACCCUACGCAGCUCGUGGGAGUACAGAACCUGAGACUCGGGGGCUUCCGGCCCCGAAGCAGAACCCGCUCUCUGAAUAGCCGCCCGUUUUCCUCAUCACCAGCCCUACUACCCGCUGCGCUGAAGGCGCUUACUCUAUCUGCAUGGUUUGGCUUUGCCUUUCUUCUUUAACGUAGCCCUGGUGCGCAGAACUCUUCGCCUAGCUCUAUAUUGCCUCGGCGGCACCCAGACCAGCGGCCCCUUCACUAGCCCACUCUUCGAGGCCACCAGACGGCUCGUGGAAUCGAGAGGGCAUUUCUUACUGUCACUUUCAUUUCGACUUGCACAUGCACAGUUAUGAGGUGGAAUAUUCAGUGCACCUGGCCCCCAGCCUUUUUCCUCUUUGUUCUUUAGAUGGGUAAUUUUGUUUCCCUUUUUUGUGAUGACUUUGAUCCAGUAUUCAUUUUAGCUCUCUAGUAUAAUCAGCAUGGCCACACUUUCACUACCUAGCUCUUUAUUGUGCAGCACUGAGGAAACUUAGCACCUCUCUAAGUUAGAUGUGAUUAUUCCAAUCUUGUUUUGUUUAGGUUUUUGUUGUUAUUGCAGAAGGGUUUUUUGAGGGGGGUUCGUUUUUGUUUUUGUAUAUUGUCUUUAAGGGACAGAAAUGAAUGCCAGCUGGCUACUUGCAGAAACCUGAGACUUUCCAGAGAUAAGGGGCAGGGUCACCACCAAGUUUCUCUCAGGGCGGUGCCAGUGCGAGUUGAGAAAAAAGGGAGCCAGCACCCUGUCAGAGAACUGCAUCCCGUUGGUCCUCACCAAAAAUUAUUUCCAGAAGAAAGCAACCUAUUGGUGUUCCAUUACCUAGUGGCAAAUAUGAAAAAUCUUCUGCGAGUUGUAAUGGAGGCCUUGCUUUCAUUCGCCCAACUGGCACACACUCUCGGGUUAGAGUUUUUUUAAGUAGAGCACUUUCCGUUUGUCUAAAGCAGUGUCUUCAGCUCCAAGUCCACAGAAUCGCAAUUGUUUUUUAUAACUAACAACACUGGACAUGUGCCCAUCCGUGUCAAGGUGGUGGAGAAAUGAAGCCGCUCUCUGAAGAGGCCUUUAAGCGAGUCGCUUCUUGAAGCUGAAUAGAGUCGAGCCAAAGCUCUCCGAUCCGUUUGGGUGAGGAGGAAGUGGAGAAGGCUGGGUGGGGAAGAGCCUGGAUCAGAGGCUGAGUGGAGAGGUGAGUACCUUGGCAGACUCAAAGUCUGCUCUUGGAAGAGAAUUAAUGGUGUUCCCGCCGUCAUUAAAUAGGAGGGUUCAAGAGGGUGUUAGGUUAUUGAGUUGGUUUAAGGAAAAAAAUAAACUUUUUCAAAUCUAUGCUUUCUUAGGAUUUAGGAACUGAUUAGUUACCCAGAAGUGAGAAGUGCAAACCUGCGAAGCCCAGUCAGCCCCUUGCUGGGGAGAUCAAAUGGGUUCCUCCAAGUCCUGGAGUAAUCUAGAAUUAGGGGCCCCUUGACUCCAGAACAUGAAGACUCUCGAGUCAAGUCUGGGAGAACCAAGAUGUCUAUGGCUACCACGUCCAUAGAUGUCCAAAGGGUUGACACGUGAAAAACAAGAUGGUUCCUCAAGCUAGUCCCUCAGAAACUCAGAGAAUCUAAUUUAGCAUCUAAAAUCAGGUCUAAUGAGUAGUGGCCGUAUUGCAUCAGGAGAUUUCAAACCUAGAAAUAUUAAGACAGGUAUCUCAAAAUUGUGUCCCAAAACCCCGUCUUUGUAGAACUACUAUGGUGGGCUUUCUCUGGGCCAGUAGACGGUAAAAGACCAGGAGUUCGGGACCAGAUCUCCAGUCCUGAACUGGGAAUAUUUCUGGGAUGAGAAAUGGGCUGUUAACAACUUAGGCUGCAAAGAGGCUAACUGGCCUAGUGGCAUCCUCAGGGCUGAAAUUCUACCAGGUUUUCUCCAGUUUUGAGUCCAUUAGCAGACUAGAAUCCAAACAAGGAUCUGGAAAGUGUAGGCCCAUCUACCAGAACUUUGAUGUUAUGGAGAUUUGCCUCUGUUAUUUUAACGAUCCAGAUGUCCGGAUGAAGAAGUAAAAACAUUUAGGAAGACGUUGGCUUCCAACUCCAGCUGCUCUGGGGCAGUCCAACUCCGCCCCCCAGUAACCUACCUUCCUUCCUGCCUUCCUGCCUUCCUGCCUGCCUUCCUUCCUUCUUUCCAUUCCUUUUUUCUUUUCCUUUUCUUUUUCUUUCUCAAGAAAUAGCAUUUCAUUUAUACCCCUCCACGAGUGGUUAAGAAUCGAUUCCUGCCCAGCCUAAUGAUUGCUUCCCAGAAAACUUAGCGAUUAGUUUUUAUCUAGUUUGGGUUCGGACUUGGAUCCUUUAAAAAGUGUUUUGCAGCUCUGAGUCUAUUUACUGCUCUUAUUGUACAGAGAGUUUAAGAGGACCAAACAGGAUUCCAUGUGGGGUUCCCAGAGGAAUUUGCAUUUACAGGCUGCAGUUUGGGAUUAUACCAAAGAAAUGGAGAUUUUUCACCAUGAUGCUAAAGGGAGCUUUGGCUCCGAUGCUUCCAAGAGGGUUACUGCCAGUGCCCUAGGAGGGCAAUUAGCUGCAUUCAGUUUGAUCGGUUCAGAGCAACUUCAUGGAGAGAAACUCCCAGGUUCAGAAAAGACUUUGUCUUAAAGCCAUUUUGAGAAGACCACUGAGCAGAAUGUAAAGUCUAAGUUCUAGGCAAAACAGGAGUGGCCUCGCGGCCUCGGCCCCCUCCCAAGUAAGAGUGGCCUGGCGGUAUUUUCCAGGCCAGGCUUGUGUAAGUUUCAUUCUUUUUGGCGCUGUAUGGGAAGGAUUUUCAGAGGGAGAAAUGGUUGGGAUAGGUUUGUGUAAAGAGCCCUUGGGAGAUUUCUUAAUGUAUUGUAGUCAUUUUUAUAAGCCUUCACGCAUAGGUGUUUAACCACUCAUCAUCCCUCAUCAUUUAAUAUUUAUUAAGUGCCCAGAAUAUUCAAGGUGCUAUCCAGCUGCCCACAUUACUCCCAGCAGCUGUUUGAGAUUGAACUGAGUUUGCUUCGGUCGCAGGAAGCUUUUAGAGUGGGAGCAAUCUGUAGAGGGCAUGAUAUACUCUUCCUUUCCCUUCCUGGUGCAUUUUGUUUCUCAGAAGAACCUUGUCUAAUUUCGGCUCGGCCACCUCCAUCCCACCCUCUGCAUUUUUUUUUUUAAUCCAAGAAGGUUUCAGGGAUUCAGAAGAAGUUGGAAAUUUUUUUAUGUAAAAGAAAUAUAUAGACUAUAAAUAUAUAUAUUACUACAAAUUUUAUUGUACUCCUGAAAAUCCACUCUGUCCCUGUCAUGGGGUGUACAUGUCACGUGUGUGUGUGUGUGUGCGCGCGCGCGCGUGUGCGUGUGUGGUGAGUUUGCUCAAAUAUUAUAUUUCAGGGGAGGAAAUUUGAAAGAAAAAAAUACACUACUUCAGGAAAAUCUAUGUCAAAUAGGAGGACUCACCCUUACCCGAUUCAGAAAGUUUUAUGCCAGAACUGGCUUGGUUUUGAUUUUUCUCUUGAAAUUAUGCAGGUCAUUUUAGGUGUAAGAUCAGUAAAGAAAGAGUGAUUCCUUCCCUUUCCAUAUUUUUAUAACUGGGAUUAUCUUUCCCCCAAUCUCUCAAAAAUGAAGUUUUUUAAUAUUUGAAUUUUGCCCCGCACUUUUCUGUGUAAGCUUCAUUUGGAAAUUUUCUUUCCAUGCUUUAACUGAUGCUUCAUAUCUCUAGUUACACAUUCUUACGUGUUUAUAAAUGUAUUCACUCAUUGCCUCCUUCUAUCAUCAGGAGGUUUUACACUCUGGUUUGCUGUGGUACUUUGCUGUGUACUCUUGUGGCAGUCAUAUUACUGUGUAAAUAAACUAGUUUUAUUACACUGAAAGCCAA